Aspergillus homomorphus CBS 101889 is the source of this 672-nucleotide messenger RNA. RefSeq names its product putative membrane protein. The record is from RefSeq and is a predicted model, not a curated record. Lineage: Eukaryota; Fungi; Ascomycota; Eurotiomycetes; Eurotiales; Aspergillaceae. The transcript has 3 exons. Gene Ontology annotation, molecular function: 3-hydroxyacyl-CoA dehydratase activity. Bases 28 to 672 code for a protein of 214 amino acids. Gene Ontology annotation, biological process: fatty acid elongation; very long-chain fatty acid biosynthetic process; sphingolipid biosynthetic process. Gene Ontology annotation, cellular component: endoplasmic reticulum membrane.
CCAACCCCUAAAACAACAACAAUCAAGAUGUCCCCAAAAUCAACCUACCUAACAAUCUACAACACAAUCAACGCCCUCCUCUGGGCCCGCAUCCUCCUCACCCUCCUCACCACCCUCCUCUCCCCGCACCCAUCAACAACAACAAGAGUAUACACAGCCCUCGAACCAACCACAAAAUGGACCCAAACCCUCGCCAACCUCGAACUCCUGCACUCCGCUCUCGGAAUAACAAACUCCCCCCUCUUCACAACCUUCACGCAAAACUUCGCCCGAACCGUACAAGUCUGGGCCAUAAACCACGCGUUCCCAGACGUCACCGCCAGCUCAGCGGCGUACGCAGCCAUGGUGGGCGCGUGGUCGCUGGCUGAUGCCACGCGGUAUACGUAUUUUGCGGUGCUGAGUUCGUCCACGACAAGCACCGGGAGAAAAGUACCCGGGUGGUUGAAGUGGUUGCGGUACUCGCUGUUUCUGGGGUUGUAUCCCGUGGGGAUUGCGGGGGAGUGGUGGUUGAUGUUUCGGGCGUUGCGGGUGACGGGGAGUUGGUGGGUGGUUGCUCUGUUUGGGUUCUUUUUGGGGUUGUAUUUGCCUGGCUCCGUCAUGAUGUAUAAGUAUAUGGUUAGGCAGAGGCGGAAGGUUUUGGCUGCUACUGCUGCUGCUGCUGAUUCUUCUUGA